Molecule: messenger RNA, 19062 nt
Organism: Porites lobata
Lineage: Eukaryota; Metazoa; Cnidaria; Anthozoa; Scleractinia; Poritidae
Source: the annotation of a GenBank genome assembly
AUGGCCUUUGGAACUCUGCUAGUGUUGCUAGCUAUGCUUCAAUCUUCAAUAACUGGGCGAUCGAAUCAUCUGUCCAAGAGAGAUAUAAAGCCGCAGUCUUCAGCUAUAAAUGACAAGGUAUGACACGACUUCAUACUGUAAAUUUGUUUCUAAAUUCUAUAACAGAGUACGUUUAUUUAGCGGAUUGUCAGUGCAUAAUUUAACCUAAAGCCAUUAUUUAACUAGAGAAUGAAUGGUAGUUUGCUUUUAGCACUGAUUUUCGUGAAGAAAGGUGUGUUUUCGAAUAAACGGAUCGAAACAUAAAAACAGCAAUUGUUUAGGUGUCAAGUUCAGUCAGAGACUUGAUUAGUGUACUGAAGGAAUGCGUAUAAACAUCUUUGGAAGGUUGUUUGUAAACACUUUCGGUUUUUGCUAUUAAGUUUGCUACAUCAAAUUCUAGCUCUCCCCCUUUUGAACUGAAAUUGUCCGCUGCCAUUACAUUCACAGAAGGCCGAGUAGAGACCACUGACAUCAGAGCUAAAAAUGGAUCGUUAAUAAAAAACUGUUCUUGCUGCCGAGCACUAAAACACUGCCGCGGGGUCUCAUUUUAUGAGUACAACUGGAUUAGUAUUUAUUUGCCUAUAACUAGCUGUUAUUCGCGGUAGCAAAGACUCUGAAUCAUACAAUGGUUGUGGUUCAAUAUGCGCUUUUUGCCACAUUCAGUUACGACUUAAUGUUCCUUAAUUUCGUUUAGUAGCGGCUAGCUGCCUGCGAAAAAGAGCAGUCUUUAAACCCAUUUUUUUCGAAAAAGUGAACUGUUUCGCAGAGGCAACAUGUUCUUCAACGAGAUUUAUCCCACGUUUUAAGUGAGAAUCCUUGCCAAACUUCCCUCAUUUCUAAGAAAAUUGGCAGAUACACGGGUCAGUAUUCUAUUACAAGCACGUACAAACUAACGCCAGAUCAAAGGGUCAAGCUUAUGUCAAUAGGAAAUCUUGUUACUGCUAUAAUUAUAAUAAAAAUAAUAAGUAUGAAUUUUCGUGAGAGGAAGAAGAAUCUUGAUACUUUUUAGGUAGGUCAUAAAAGGCGGAAACUGAAGAAAAAUUCUUUAGGCUUACUCGCUUGAGAUUUCGGUCGGGGUGGUUAACUGAGCAGAAUAAAAUACAGAAACUACAGUCAACUAACUUUAUAACGGACACUAUAGAGGCCUUGAGUCAGUGUCAUCAUUAACGAGAGUCCGGAAUAGAGGUAGUUUAUUUCAGUCAAACAUUUGUAAUUCAUUUUUGCAUGUGAUUUAGCUGCUGUCCGUACGUUUCAACAACAGUUUUUUGGUUGCCAUGGUAGUUCCUUACUCCUCUUUUUAAAAUUCUUAUUGGGAAAUGCUGGAGCACUACCCUGCGAGCAGAGGCCCCUCAGUCGGGAACAUCCUGGUUUAUAUCUCAAGCCACUCUUCAUUCAGAUGAAUUUGCAACAACAUGUCCACUGAUUUCCCGGAGGGGUACUAUAGUUAAUUUUUUGGGGGUAUGUGCCGCUGGCCUUUGAGAGCCCCUUCCCCUUUAACAUAACUUAACAUAACAUAACAUAAUAUAACAUUUUAUUAGCAUUAGCAUUCCCAUAUACUGAAAUGGUACUGCUUUUUAACUAUUACAAUACUGAAUAUUAUAAAUUAAAUUAUAUUUAAAAUAAUCAAAUAAACCGAUAGUAUAUAAUCAAAAGUUAUAAUUAGAAAUCUCUAUUUCCCAUGCUUUUGUUCUAUGGAAUGAUAUUCUGUAAGUUGAAAUGCUUCAUAAACAUAGUAGCCAAGUUUUUUACAAACUUAUGGAUCAAUAUUGUUAAAAAGAAAUAUAACUUUUUCAAAUUUGUUCAAGUCUACGAAUUUGGAGUACUUGGCUUCUACGUCUUGAAAAAAGUGUUGUCUUAAAUUUUUGUAUAAAUUGCAUUCGAAGAGGAAAUGAAUUUCAUUCCCUACUUUAUUCGACGAGCAAAGCUGACAUAUCCUAUUUUAUAUUCCCAGGAAAUUGAGGAAGAUGGUAUCUAUCAAUUUUGAUUCCUUGAUCGUAAUUUUGCCACUGCCUGGCGAUGUUUUUCGUUUUUAAUAAGGUCUAAUUGAAUAUUCAGAUCUAUAGACACCAGUCUUAAAAAUGGAAUAGAAAUUCAGUUUUUUUGUAAGAUCGCAACAUGUGAAUCUGAUCCUUUUUGAAGUUAUCUAUGAUAGCCUGUUUUACUUUUGGUAGCUUCGAGUUAACCAAAUUUGGCUCUACACGAAUUCUUGCAUCUGCUACAGUAUUGUACUUUCAUGAUUUCGUGAAAAGACAGUAUGAAAGACGGUUUUCUGUUGUUUGCUAGUUGAUUUGAAAGUAAAAGGCAUUGCUUUGCAAUACUAGUAUCGGGUAGAUUAACAAGAUGUAACCAAAAUUUUAUGACAUUUAGAUAAAUGUGAGAUUAAGUGAUAGUCUUCCUACUUCAUUAUCUAACGAGAUUUAUUUGUAGCUCUUUUAUUUAGGCCAAUCAAAUGUUUGUAAAGUUGUGUGUAAAUUUUUUGAAUGGGGUAUUUUUCCCAUUUCUUAGCAUCAGUUCUAUCAUAGGCAUCCCAUACCUCAGAACUGUAUAGUAAUAUAGGAAGAAAUAGGGCAUCAAAAAGUUUAUUGCAUACAUAUAGCCACUAAAAGCUUAUAAUAAAUAUUAAAAUCAAGAUUAUAGCGUUUUGCAGCAAAUAUUGAUCUUCUUGCUUUCUCCGCAGAUAAUUGCUUGGAAAUUGAGAAACUCCAUUUGAAUUAAAUGUUAUGCCUCGAGAAGAGUAUUCUGUGACAUUAGCGAUUUGAUUCCCAUUUAGGAAGAAUGUUAUCUCUUGUUGAUUUACGGUUUUGUUUUUGAAAGAUGUGUGCUUUUGUUUUUUAAGAUUUAUUUUUAGUAAUCAAUAUUCAUUGAGGAUAUUAAUUUGUUUUUGAAGACCCUGUGCUUUUUUGGAAAUUAACGCUAAAUCAUCUGCGUAAAAUUAUCAAGAAACGGGUAAUCCGUUCGAUGGAACUGUUGGGUCUUUUGGUCUAAUUUGGGUGUCAAGUAUACCUGCUAUUUUGUCUAGAUCGUACUCCUUUGUUAUAGUUAAAGUAGUGGGUCCUCUUAUUGCCAAUUUUAUAGCACAUUUUGAUUUUGAAUACCUGUCGGCGAUGAAAUGAUAAAACUUAUCAAGCACUUUAUAUAAAAGAGCAUCAUGCCAUACCGUAUCAAACGCUUUUUGAUAAUCAACAAAACAGCAAAAUAUAAUUUUCCUUUGUUGGUAUUCACUACAUACUUGUCGAUUAAAGUUCUUAAUGAGAAAAUGUGAUCAGUUGUUCUAAAGCCUUUUAUGAAACCAAUUUGCGAUGAAUGUAUCAAGUUAUUUGUCUCAAAAAAACUGCAUACCGUUUAUUCCAUAGGGAACAGAAUAAUUUCCCUAGGUAACUGGUGACGUAAAUACCUCUGUAAUUCAAAGGAUCGACUUGUCACCUGAUUAAGAUUUGAAUACUGGGCUAAUUAAGCCGGAGGGCCAAGCAUCUGGACAGUAAAAAGUUAAUUUUGUGAAAGAUGGGGCUAGUAUAUGAAUACCACAUUUCAACAUUUCACUUCGUAUUCUGUUCGGACCUGGUGCUUUUUUAGAUUUUAACAACUUAUUUGGCUGCUUUUGUAUCAUUUUCUGUAAAAGGCUGGUAAAGAUUGUUUUGCAGCAUGAAAUUCAAUUCUUUACUUUUCAGGUCUUUUAACCCUUUAAGUCCCAAUAGUGACCAACAUCAAUUUUCUCCCAAUGAUAUCCCUACGUUGUCAAGAGACUAGGUUGUUAGAAUUAAUAAAAUGAUCACCUAAGAGAAAAUACUUUGAUCUUUUGUCAAAUUCUCUCAACUCAUUCUUAAGGAAAUAUAUGGAGAUCAGUUUGGAGAAAUUGUAUGUGGAUAUUGGGGCUUAAGGGGUUAAAACGUUUUCUUGACCUUUACCUACUUGUGAAAAUGACUGUACAAUUUGUCUGUUGGAAAAGCCGUGUCUCGCGGCACAGAAUGUGGUUCAUCAGGAGACAUGGACUUUAAAGUUGACCAAAAUUUGGUUGGAUUGGAUGUAGUAACAAGUUCGUCGAUUUUACAAUUUUGGUAUUCUUGUGUUUUUUGCGCCUCACUAAGGUCUUGUAAUCUUUUUAAAAGAAAAAUAAUUAAGUCUUGUCUGUUUGUCAGAAGGGUUGGGAUGUUUUUUAUUUGAAACUGAAUUUAGGUGUUUCCUAAAAAAGCUAUGUUCCUGAUCAAACCAGGGCUGUGAUCGCCGUUUGUUCUUUUUUUGCUUGACAAAGCCUUAUUGAAGAGAUUGUUUUGCUGCUGUUUCUAGUAUUACAACAAAUUUUGAUACUGCCUAAUUGAUAUCAACAGCUUGUUGAAGGUCAGAUUUUUCAAAGUCUGAUAUUAAUCUUGUUAGCUCUGUGGUUUGCAGGGGGGCUAAAAAUUUUUCUCGAUCUUGAGUCUGGAGCCCACCUAAAUUGCCUAAGUAGAUCAAAUAAGUCUACUCUAGAUUCAUAAUUUCUUUUAAAAGCGUUGGUAGCACGUAUCUUGAUCGAACAAAUUAUUAGACCAUGAUCGGAGAAAGGAGAUGGUUGAUGUACUAUCAAGUUUUGAAAGUGUUGUAGGACAUCAUGACUAACGAUAACAUAAUCAACCGUGCUAAAUGCCUUGAUUUCCAUGAAAGGUUCUUUGACCGAAGGUGUCACCUUUACAUCUCCCGUUUGAGAUCCUGAGAUCCAGGGAUUUACACAUUUCUAGUAGAAAUGUCCCACGGUCGUUAACGAGACGAUCAAACUUUUUUGUCUGCGACGCGUCAUCUGGGAUGGGUAGGUCAUCUACAGGUGGGGAGGGGAUUUGCUAUUCUUGUCGACUAGAAAGUCUCUUUCUACGCCAGUUCUAGCUUUAAAAUCUGCGGCUAGAAUAAAGGAAAAAAAUUUUUUGAAAUUAUUGACGACCUCGCUCUCUAGAUUUGAGAAUGUGUCAGGAUCGAAGUACAAUGAGUCUUUCGAAGGAUGUAGCAGCAACAAUUACGUCCUUCCUCAUAUGAAAAAGAGCUGUAUCUAUCCUACAGCAGAUGUAAUUGGGAGUUUUCUUGAUAACUGUAAUUUGUGGAGCUAAAAACUUUUUGACUGCAACUAAAAUACCUCCAGACCAGCGGCCCGAUUUUUUAUAGACCCUAUCUUAGUCACUUCUUUGCAAAUAUGUAAUUUUCGCGAUUCCAACUUAGUCACUUUCUAUUUUUAUGAAUUGACCCAGUUUUUAGAUUGAUUGAAAAACCCUUUACUUUUCAUCGAAAAUGCAGUACAAACAUUCUGGUACGUUUGCUAACAGUAAACAAGGAAGAACUGCCUUACCCCAAAAAAUGUGCGACCCCAUUCUAGUAACUUUAUUGAAAAUGCGACCCCAUUGUAGUCAAUCCAGUCGGGAAAUGCGAUCCCAUCCAGCGGCACACCCCCAUUAUUGGCCUCUUAGAAGGAAGUACCCCCCUCGCCCUAGUUUCAAUACUAUCGGGUCUGGGUGGUGUCUAUACUUGCCCCCAAGUCGAGCUCAAAUUUUUUCUUGGCGCGAACUAUUUGCGUCCUGUCGCGUGUGUCGUCGCGAGCUGUCAAAGUACGAAAACAAAAACAAAUAGCACAUCCUUUCCACACUCGAUCACUUGUUGUUGAUAACAUCUUUGUAGUUCGCUUUCCUUAAACCAUACGUGAUCGCGUCCUUGAUAGAACACAUUUGCACAUUUGCACUCGGCUUUGUAAUUGAAUACAGUUGUAAGACAGCCCAUAAAAAGUAAACAGCUCAAUUUGGACCAAAACAGUUCGAGUCACGUUUCAUGUGGCGUGAUCGCGUUUGAUUGACGGCGCAUCAGUAAACCCGUUCGUGAUUUGAUAAAACCCACAGGAGGAAAAUUCCUCCUGUGGAUUUCGCGGCUGCACGGGAUAGAAGUCCUUCGUGUUGGGGCCAACUACCAGAACCGGGAAUGGGAAGCAAAGGAGUUUGAGAAGGUCUAGGUUGUCUCCUCUGAAGUCAAAUGUUCUAAAUCAAUCGUUAGAAUUUUUGAGACGCUGAAAUAAUUAUUUUAAAAUGAAGAUCUAAGUCUAAAUGCCUGUAUCAUGUGCUUCAGUUUACCGCACCGAUCUUUUUUUUUUUCAAUCCACGACGGUUUGAAUUAAUUUUUUCCCGUGUUUUGUUUCGAAAGCUUUUAUGAUGAAUUAACACAUAAUUAAGUUAAAGAGCCUGAAAAUAAGCAAUUAUAGCUUUUUUUCUGUUUCUCUACCGGAUUCAACGAGGAAAGUGGCUAGAGCUUUUUUAACGCCAAUGCUAAAGCAGGGUUAAAUCUAUCAAGUUAAAGAUAAAGAGGUCAAAUUCAGACGCUGAGGUCCUUUUUUUUUGUUUAAUCCUAACCACAAUCGAAAACUUAAGAGAAGCGUCAAGGAGAGAAAGCGAAAGGAAGAAAGUCGAAAUCAUGCCUUCAUGUGCAUGUCUAAACUAGGGAAGUGGCAAUUUUGAAGUCUUGUGCUCGACCUAUGACAAUAUUUUGGGCAUUAUACUAUAUUAUAGAGCGUUUUCACAUGGCCUCACGGCGGCGACCAUGUUGGUGUUCCUAACAAAUCCUGUGAUAGUCGAACUCUUUUCGCAUGUAAAAAUUUCUUUUGUUUCCAUAAAUUUGCAUAGAUUCUGGCCACGUGAUUGAAAACGCUCUACAUAUAGUGACUAGACAACGCCUCGUCCGGCAUCAAUAGGCCUUUUUGGGCACAAGCUCCUGAGGGCGAAUGGGUUGAUUACUUCAUAAUAUUGUUUUGUUUUUUCUUUCAGGAUUCAUCCCCAGUUUCUUGUAAUAAUAAAACAUGUGAACCUAAAACUAACGAAGGUGAGGUUAUAAAUCUCCGUCUUUGAUUUUUUUUAUAUAAUUUGUCUUCAUUCAUCUGUAAUGAAAACGUUAUUCAGAGAUCCACGUUGACGUCAAUGAUAUCUACAUUUUCGUAUAUGGGAUUCAUACACACUGUACAUUCUAUAUAUUUUUCUUCGGGAAGAAUUUUAAAACACGUUAAUCCGUUUUUUUUUUGUUUUGCCGGUGCUAUCUAUGUGAUUCGCUGGUUUUGCACUGCGCAUCUCUUACUGUGCAUAAAAAGACGGCCGCCGUGAAAAAGAGCAUUCUGAAGAAAAAUUAUUAAAAUGAUGUUGACUGAAGAGAAAUGCUAUUAAAUUUUCGCUUGCGGUUGUUUCUUACCGAGAUGAGACUUUAUGUGUUGGGAAUGUGCAUAACUUAAGCAAUUGACAACUACAAUAGACCUUUUUACCGAUACGGCGGCCAUAUUGAAUUAAUUUGAUUUAAGGAGUAUUAUAGGAUGCCCAGGGGGCAUGAGCACAUUUCGUUUGUAUUUUCGAGCGCUUUUCGGGACAUUUUUUCUCAAAGUUUUGUUAGAAUAAGAUUGUAAUGGGAAAAAAGAUCCUCGUGCCGUGUUUGGAUGUAAUAAUGAUCGCCUUUUCCCGAGAAAUAUACAAUGAAAGACCAUAUUUCUAAUACUAAACUAGAAAAAGGCGAUCAUUAUCACAUCCAAACACGGCACAAGGAUCUUUUUUCUCAUUACAAUCUUAUUCUAAGAAAACUUUGAGAAAAAAUGUCCCGUCGAAAAUACAAACGAAAUGUGCUCAUGCCCCCCCUGGGCAUCCUAUAAUACUCCCUAAAUCGAAUUAAUUAUUAUUAUAUGGCCGCCGUAUCGGUAAAAAGGUCUAUUGCAAAAGAAAACGUGCUCACCAUAAUUCGUUACACACCAGAAACAAUGGGUAAGCAGCAAAACGUCCCAAGGUGAAACUGGAUUUUGCGCGUCGUAGUUUUUAUUUCUUAGGUACCUCGCUUUUUAAUUCAUUGCCAUUAAGUUUAAAAACAUUAAUUCUAAAGUUUUAUUUAGAAAAGCCCUGGACGAUUUUUACUUGUAACUUUUGUAGUUUUUAACCGUUUUCAACCUAGUGCAUGUUUCCUUUUUAUAUAUUUUUGUUUAUUCUUAUUUAUUAGAUUUUGUAAUUUUUCAUUCAGCACGACCCCGUUGAUAACUUGGUACUGAAGGGUUAUCCUGGAUAAAUUUUCGAUUAUUAUAAUUACUAUUACGCGUGUUGCUGAGUUCGACUUCCUCGCGGAGAACCUCGAUAGUGGAGCGGUUAAACUUGUACUAACUCAAUUUGAUUUUCGUUUAAGUGCCAUCUUUAUCACAUUUUGUCCUAACUGUGAUAUCUCGAUGUAAAUUCUGUAAAAACGGAUUUUAAGAAAAUCCUUUCUUGCUCCUUCCACAUACAUGCCAUUUUGAAACUCGCCCUAGUCCUCUCUCAAAACUCGGAGGAAAUUCAUUUGGUGCGCACUUUAUGCAGCUCUACCACAAAAACGAGCAUGGUGACCCCAUUUUUUAUUUCAUGAUUUUAAUAAGAAGAUUGCUUCCUUUCAAUGAGAAAACUAUUGGCAUAAAUCUAUGUUCAGUUUUUUGGCGAUUUUAAUAAAUAGACCUUUUUACCGAUACGGCGGCCAUAUUGAAUUACAUCGAUUUAAGGAGUAUUGUACGAUGCCCAGGGGGCAUGAGCACAUUUCGUUUGUAUUUCCGAGCGCUUUUCGGACAUUUUUUCUUAAAGUUUUCUUAGAAUAAGAUUGUAAUGGGAAAAAAGAUCCUUGUGCCGUGUUUGGAUGUAAUAAUGAUCGCCUUUUUCUAUUGCUAGUAUUAGAAAUAUGGUCUUUCACUGUACAUUUCUCGGGAAAAAGGCGAUCAUUAUUACAUCCACGCACAAGCUAGGAUCUUUUUUCCCAUUACAAUCUUAUUCUAAGAAAACUUUAAGAAAAAAUGUCCAGAAAAGCGCUCGAAAGGACAAACGAAAUGUGCUCAUGGCCGCCGUAUCGGUAGAAAGGUCUCUUGUACGGAUUGAGCUAUAACGGGUCGAAUAGCGCGUGUUCAAAUUAGGUCUUAGACUAUUUUGGAGCGUUGAGUCAAAACAAGGGCAUUGAAGGGCAUUUUUUGGUACGUAAGUGAAUAAAUAAUACAUUUAAGUCAAAUUCCGUGCGAUACCUUUUGUUAGGAAAUUAUUGCGUCAUUGUGGCGGGAAAACUCAUCACGUGAUCUGAGAAAUGAUCUUUGUACGAGAGUCUUGGAACUGUGUAGUCGUUCGGAGUCGUGGAGCUGGACGAGUGUGUAGACGAGUAUGGAUCAUCAAAAUUUUUGGGCGAAUUGAUGUUGCUGAAUUCUUUAAGUGUAGAACAGAGUACAGAAACAUGUGAAGAGAUAUACUUGCCAGGGAGUGAAGGAUUAAAGCUAAAUGGAACUGGUUUUAUCACACAUAAUUUAUGACACCACGCGCAUUAUCUAAAGAAUCUCUCCUUUUUGUCUCAGUUUUUGGCUGCGCGCGGUUUUUGCCAAAGAGUCUUAAAUAGCCGUAUUUGUCAGCAUUGUGACGUGAAAACGAGCGCGGUGAACCCCAUUUUUUUAUCAUCAUCUUGACUUGUCACAUUAGUGUACCAAGUUUCAUCUACAAUCUAUGUUGGGUUCUUUUACUAAGGAAUCACCUUAAAGAAAACAUUUUGUGGUGGUCUUAUAAAGAUGCUGGGUUAAGGUAUUUCUAAUCAACUAUUUUUUUCAAGGCCUCGGCUGGCUUGUGAGCUAUCCGAUUGGUCUUAAAAUGAGGGUGGGGAAAGAGGUUUUUAGCCCCAGGGAGUAAUAGGGUGCCGGGACUAAAGGGGGACCAGUGCUCAAUGAUGUAUCGUAAGAACUGGCAGUGUCUGAAAUAACUCCCUCGUUCGCACCAUAUUAUAAUUAAAAGCUUUAAAAUAUUCUCCUAAUAUAUUCUCAAUAUUCUCCUUGACUAAUUUUUUCACACCCAAAACCUUGACUGGAAAGAAGCAUUGACAGUUUACAUUUACUCUGAAAUUGAUAGACAUGGAUAGUAUUCAAUUUUUUACCGCGAUCAAACAGUCUUAAAACGAACGAGAAGGUGAUUGUUCCUUUUGAACUUGGUUUCAGAGACCCUUCAUCUUCUGAUCAAACGGAGUCGGCAAAAAAAGGAGAAUUAGGAUGAAUUAUUAACGCUAAUAAAUAUUUUAAGAAAACAUUCUAUUUCUCAUUCAUUGUACAUUUAUAACUUUAUAAAUCAUCUAUCUACUCUAUGAACACACGACGAACCCUUCAUUUCUUAUCACUAACGACCGCCAUUUGGAGUCUGUACAGCGGGUUUGGGGAUCAUUUCGGGUCGGGAUUAUUUCGAGGAAGUCCCUUGUCAACUGAUUAACUCCGUUCCUCACAAUGUUCACUGGGCAGGCCUGACUUAGGGUCAAUAUGUGGUCCAAUUUUCAACGGCUUAUUUGAUAUGAAUCCCAGUGUUGACUAAAAUUAAUAGCUACUAACAGUUGGUGUCAGGAUAUCGAUGUUAUUUGAUUUAAAAGCUAAAACUUUCCAGUAAUUUAGUACGAUAGCCAAGCUACCAUUUUGUAUUGAUUUUAUGAUCAACCGGCAAAUACCAGAGGCCUUUUAUAAUAGUUUAAGUUGGCCUUCAUUUUCUGGCAUUUCCAACGUCACAAACAUGACCUCUUAAGACUUGUCGAUUGUAAAAAUUUAAAACUUUGUUUCAGUAUCAGGGAAUGUUUCUUACGAGUGCACCCUUCUCUCGAAGUUGCGUGCUGCCAUGUUUUGUGCGAAAAACAGGCAUAAAGUCGAUUUUUCCCACCUUUCAUAACUUACUCUUUAAAAUGAAUCUUUUGAACCCCAAAAUAUUUUUCCUUAAUUUAGUCAAUAAAAGGGAUGUUUUGGCAAAAUAAUUAAAAAAUCGAUUUUGUGACGAGUGUCUUGUAAUUCUCGAUUUUCUCAGAAAAUGGUUCUUAUAAGGUAAGGAAAGUACAUAAUUACGUAAUAAGGAAUUAAAAAUUAGGGAAGAGACAAAGUACACCUUACAACACGUAUAGUAGACCUUGUCACGGUUUCGACGCCAUCUUGAUGAGUAGGCAAACAUGUGAGAAAUUACUGUUUGUAUAAGAAUCUAAUGUGGAAUAAUUUCCAAAAAACGGCUGUUCUGAAAAAAACUAUCAGUUGUAAACUAUAUCUACAAGGCAAAGGAUUGUCCUAGACAAUUUUUGGGGCGUACCUGUGCAGAUUUUUUCAUAUAUUUGUCUGUAAUUUUCCUGGGACUUGCUUACAGACAAAUGUAUAGAAAGUUUAAAAAGGUGGUUCUCGGUCUUCUGGUGCAUUUAUCGACCUUAAUUUUUUUCAGUAGAAUCCUUAGCAGUGAAGGUUUAGUUUACAAAUCAUAUUUUUUUUUCAGAAGAGCCGUUUUACGGAAAUUAUUCGACAUUAGAUAGCCUACCCCGUCAAGAUGGCGUCGAAAACCGUAACAAGAUUUGUUCUUUUUACAAUAUAAUGGCCUGGCUUUAAUAAUUAAUGGGGUUGUACUCCGUUUUCUUUUCUUGUCAACAGUAUGUUCUUUCGAAGUGCCUCUGCAGUGGAAGAUAAAAAAUUUUACCGUUGUUUUCCAUGAAAUGUACAGAGGAGAAGCUUCGAAUUGGUCCGUUGAAGUGUCAUGGAGUCCCAUUACGGGUAAAGCAUUAUAAAACAUUUCAUGCAAAUUAUGCCGUGUAAAAAUAUCUGUGCCUUGUUUGGCACAAUACAGGUGCUGACUCUAUCCUCAACACGCGUAAAUAGCUCUAACUUAAGGACACCAGUUGCUCGGAACUCUUGUCACAUUAACUAACUUGUGAUCAAAGUAUUAAUUGCAUCUCUUCUUGAGAUAAAGGUUUUAUCCAUUCACCACUACCUUAAAAUUCCGUUCACUGAUAAUAAAAGAAACAUCAUGAUAUGUUAUUUUGUGAUCGAUAUGGCCCUGUUGGAAAUCUGUUAAUUCAUUUAAUAUCAACUGAUAGUCACUGUCCUGGCCGCAAUUUUGCAACCUCGUCUCCAGGGCGCUUUUCCCUGGGCGCUUUGGAAAAAGCGCCCUCGGGACGAGGUUGUCAAUUUUGCAAAUCAUCAGUCUCUGGAAAAACGUUGGUUUAUGGUAUGGUUUGUACGUCAAACGUUCAUGGUGCUGACUUGCUGCUUUUUUUUACUUACUCUUUUGGUCAGGUUCGCCUCAAAAUUGGAGUGGUUAUUGUAUCUUUUAUACGACUGAUUUUCCCGAGAAUUCUCAUCCAGUAACAAAAGAUUUUCUGCUUAAGGUAAAGAAUUAUACGUAAAAGUAACUUCUUAUAUUAAGCGUAUAACGUUUUGUUUUUUGUGUGUGUUUCUUGAAGAAAUGCCCCCCUCAAUUCGUACCCUUUUCCCCUCCAUUCUACUCCCCAUUACGCUACUUCUCGUUUCUUACUUUAUAACACUCAGUGUACAAUUUUAUAGAUGUCACAAUGAAUGUCUUUUCCUAUUUUACUUAAUAUACUGAGUCAGGUAUCAGUAUCAGUUUCUUGAUCAGCUUAUGCUUUCUUGGAGAGUCUUAUCUCUCCUUAUAUUCACCGAAUUAACCCCUUCACCUUUAUUUGACUGAAAUUUUGACUGAAAUACAUUUCAGUUUCCAUUUUCUCACAAUUUCUUUGAAUUUUAUAAUGUGUUUUUUGUUCGUUCCCUUUAAGAAUCAAACAAGUGUGAACCUUACUUUUUCGGAAGAAGAAAAAAUACCAUUUUACGUCACAGUAAGUAGAAUAAAUUUAUCAAUAUUUAACAUAUAACCAGACCUUUAUUGUAAGUGGACAAAUGAGGCCAGAAACCUCCUAUAGAUAGACGCAAGGAAGAGGGGAAGAAAUGGAGAGAAAAGGGCAGGAGAUUUGUCAAAAUAUCAGCUGUCCUUAAAGGACAAUCAAUCUUAACAGACAAAGGAAAAAAAAAAAACAACAACAACGUCAAAAAACGCAGUAGCCCCUCCCCCCUCCUCCACACCUCUCUGAGCCGUGCUCUCUGCAUCAUGCUUUAGCCGUCUAAUUUUCCGUUUAACCAACUUUCGAGGACUCAGAGCUAUCUUACGAUGGAUACCUGAGAUCAAAAGGGCUAUUGCAAAAUGAUUCAAUUUAGUCUUGGGCUUCUUACCUUUCGGAUUAGCUAACGGAUGGAGAUGGCUUAGCUUUUAUAUUGAAACCUCAGUGCAUGCAUAUUAAAUACCUGGGCUUAUAAAUGUUCGCGUGGGGAUUGUAGGCGAGCUUAAAAAAGAAAGGGCCUAUAACCGGAAGUGAUGUUAAAAAGCGUAUCGAAUCAAGCUGAAACAGUUCCGAUAACAAUACGUUUUGCAUUAACUAGUUCUUAAUUAAGCAUCAAAACCUCAUAAUAAAUUGAAUUUAUUAUAUUGCAGGCAAUAAUGGGGAGCGGGUGGGGUGAUACAACCGGCGCGGGGGUCUUAAAUAACUGGGGGAGGAGGGGCUUAAAAGUGGGGGCUUAUAAAGCGGUAGUUUACGGUAUCGGAAGUGGAGGGUCUCAUCGCGUUCCAUUUGUUCAAACCCAAUUUCCCAGUUUCUGCGGCCAUUUCUUGGCAAAUGCGACUGGCCUGAUCCCAAAACAAGAUUUACUAUUACCAUUAACCCUCGGACGUACACGCAAAUUCAUACCCACACUGUGGUACAAGCGGGGGGGGAGGGGGUGUGUUGUUUUUCAUAGGUUGCAGUAUUUCGAAACGAUUUUACCUUUAGUGGAAAGCCUUUGAUCUUCUUAACAAUGGUUGCCAUCUUGGCCGUCAUCUUGGAUUUUACCAAGAAUUAAAAAUCAGGCUAAAACCGCGAGAAAUGGUAAUUUUUUUAGCUUUACAUGAAAAAUAACACAAAAAUAAGCACUUUGCACGAUUUUAGCCACAAGAUUUACUUUUAUUGUUGAACGAAGUUGAAAAAACAUGUAUUGUCAAACUAAAUUGGCUUGACCACCAGCUACUUAUGACGUCGUAUACCGUAACCAUAGCAACUGACUAUCACUGAACUUGUCUCAAAAUGUGCGCGAGGGAUGUGAACGAUUAGCUACUGAAAUCGUCAGGUGUUGAUGUUUUAUCCUUUAGGAAAUAAACGCAAGAAAACCUUAUUGGAAGAGGGGGCGGAAUCCACCAAUCCCCCCCCUCCUCGUACGCCCGAGAGUUACGUUUUGUUUUCCAUCUGCCCACCAGUUAACCUACUUGUCUGCCCAUAAAAAGGGUAAACAACCAUUUCUAUGGGCAAAUGUAACAAUAUUUUUCCAUUACAUAUACCGGUGGUAGUAAAAGAUCACUUCAUCUUUUUGAGGUCAACUCCGUGAGUAGCCUUGCUAGAUUUGGUAAAAUGACUUCAUAAUCAUUAACAUUAUCUUUCGACUACCAUCUUAGAUUAUGUCUUCCUGUCUCGCUAAGGAGCCUCAAAUGACAUUCGCGCAAUCUCUUCCAAGUUCAUUUAAUCUUUCUCUUUCGAUUACGUGGGGAAAAACGAGGACUCUACUCAGCGUUUGAAUAAGGCAUCAUGAAAUGUUACCUAUUGUUGGUGCAUGUUUUAUUCUUGCAGGGCUAUACUGUCCCGCUGUUUCCUGAUACCAGCUUACCGGUCGAAAAAUUACAAUUGUUGAGAUUCAGUCCAAACGUUUACGAGCCGACGAAUUCUGGUAAGAAUAUUUCACUGUAAAAUGACCAUUUAUGGAGCUAGUCGAAAAUCGCUUCAAAGCGGCUGAAGAGUUUGAUAGAUAAUGUGAAUCGAUGCCAUUCAUUGUGCUGACAUUUAAGACUCGUUGCCGGUAUAACCUGCGAUCAGGCGUCCUUGGUCUUUGUAUAACGGGACAAUCUUUUUACCUUCGCCGUUCGCCCACUUUUUCUGUCCCGGAAAAAAAACACCUGACGACAGGUUAUUGCUGGUGCUGGACCGGGUUUAUUUUCUUAUUUUCUUUCUUUCUUUUUUUUUGUUGUUGUUUUUUUAGCUUCCAGCGACGGCCAAUCCCCCCCUCCCCCCCCCCUUCCUCUAUAACUUUAAAACUGCUCAUGAUAGUCGGCGACCAAAGUUAGCUAUAAUACUUACACGUACGGUGUCUGAUAAAAUUAAGUAAUUGGUCAACGCAAAUGGUCAUUAUCAACAGCAGCGAUAUCAUGAUGACGCCAUUUAUUAUUUAAAAAAGGAACUGGAACCUUCCCGCCAUCUUGGAUCCCCGUUUUCAAUUAAUUAUUACAUAUUACUUUAAACCCGUCGUAUAAAUCGGAGUAAUAUUGAUGGAAAAUCUGUAAUCUGUGUAUAAAGGAUGCUUAGGAAGCAAACACAAAACAACACAAAACAAAACAAAAGCAAAAAACAAAAAACUCUGCAUAUUAUGAAAUUCCGACGGAGAGAGAAAAAAAACACUGUUGAACUCAGGAUCUGCCAUUUGGUCAUUUAUUUAUCUAUUUAUUUUUUUGUUAAAGUAUGGAUUUCACUACCAUUUACAAAACUUUGAUGAAAUAAUAAUGUUAAAGUACGGGUAAGAUAAUAAUCCAAUACGUGAUACGAGAAGGUGCAGUAUUCAUGGCUUCAACACCCUUUUCCAUUUUUUUGAACUCAGUCUUUUAUAUUUCAAUUAAGUCAAUGAUUAGUUUGAAAUGUCCUUAAACCUAUUCGUUUUGAUGAAGAAAGGAACAGGUAUGUAAUUACAAACUUUCUUAUCAUGCAACUUCUUCUUCAGCUGCUGCAGUCGACUUUCCUUUCCGGAGCACUACAAAGAAAAGUAACGGUACGAGUAACCACAGUAAAAAAUUGCGUACCUUUCAUUUCGUGUUUGUGGCGUAGUACAUUCCGGAUGCAAACAAGAAGAGCAAUUAUAAUAGUUUUCCAUUGUUUUCCUCCUGUAAGCUACAAAUUAAGGCAAAGCCUACCAGUGAUCAUGAUCUCCUUGUUUGCAGCUGGUAUGUACUACGCCACUCGGGGUGUACAAAUAGCUUUCCGUGCACAACUUGAAACCAAACAUAUAAUUAUUUGCAAAUUACGUGACGAAAUAAACAAUUUUCCAGAAAGGAAAAUAAUGUGUUAGGACCUCAUGUGACCCCGGAGGUUUAACUGUAAAAUAAAGUUUUCAAUUUCGUUAAUAUUUCGUAAAGAAAAUAUAAAGGAAAUUAACACGUAAUCCAUCAGGAAAUUGAGUAAGUUUAAUUUUCAGCGGACAAAAACCUCGUACCAAAAUAAUUUAAUAAUAUCGCAUUCUUUUUUACAUUUUUCAAGGGCUGUAAAUGUAAUUAGUUACGGUAGAACCCAGAUUUCUCGAACCUCCAGGGAAAAUGCAAAUUGGUUCGAGAAAUCGGGAAGCCACUGUAACUGUAUCUGUAAUAACACCAAAGAAAAUUUCUCAUGAGAGCCCGCGAAAAUAAGUGUCAAAUUUCACAAAAUGACACCUUACACAUGAAAUUACCGGAAUUUUACCUGGCAGUGGCGCAGGUGUUUUCACAAUUCUUCUGAAAUUUGACAUUCUUUUUCUCGGGCUCCCAUGAGAAAUAGUCUUUGGUGUUAUUACAGCUAGCUAAUUAUAUCUAUAUAGCCCUUGAAAAAUGUAAAAGAUAAUGCGAAAUUUUUUUAAUUAUUCUGGUAAAAGGUUUUUGUCCACUGAAAAUUAAAAUUACUCAAUUUUCUGAUGGAUUCCAUCUUGAUGUUUAAUGAGUGUGUGGAAAUCAGAGGAAAAACUGCUCAUUUUUGCAUUCUUAAUUAAUUUCUCCUUCUAAAAUCAUUUUGUUUAUGAAGUAAUAUCAAGUAUUCGAAACUCUGCUCAUCACCAGAUGAAACACCUGGAAGUUCGACAGAAAUACUCCGCGUGCGUCUCAUGCUUGAUAUAUUACUUUUAAAACAAACAAAACAGCAACAAAGGGAAAACAAUGGAAAACUAUUAAUAUACUUACCGUGAGGACAAAAAUUGCAGUCGCAGACUAUAACUGCGCGAAUCCUCGUUCACUAACAGAUAGUCUCCCGUUUCCCUCAAAUAUUCAUAACAUACAUUACAGUCGUAGAGCUCUGUUAUCGGUCACAAAGAAAGGAAUACUUGUAAGUAAUUACUUAAGUUUUGUAUCUUCCCAUUUUUUCUCGAUAACUGAGGAACGUAUGCAGCCUCGAUCCUCGCCCCCCUCAUACAUAGUUUUAUGGUUCCAGCUUACUAAUUCAAAUAUUUGUAUGUGUUUUCAUUUCCAGAUUCUGUUGUAUUAUUGUCCAUAUCCAUAUCUGUUGGCGUCCUCGUAGGACUCGGUUUGGUUGCGUGUCUUUUAGUGUACUUUUUGUGCUCCAAGAGGGGUAACGGCAAUAAUCCCUUACCUCAAGGUUUGUAUAUCGUGAAUUCCUUUCACGUCAAAUUAACACAAACCACUAGAUGAUGAGCAUCCCAGUCAUUUCAUUUCAUACAAAGUCCGUACCCUCUUGGGCCUUCAGCAUCAUUCUUCCCUACGGCGUCAAUUCCACUUCUCGCCGCAAUGAAAAUUAAAGGGAGCCCAGAGCUCUGAACCUGUGAAAUCUAGGGUGCCCUGCAUAUGAUUUGUAUGAAAAAAAAAAAUUUUUAGGCGCCUAAGACCAAAAGUUAGUCGCCAGGGGCCACUGGGCUCUGCUAGAGCACAGCCAUGAAUCUGACCAGGUGGGGGAAAAGGAUGUGUGAUGCUAUUUGUUUCAAAUUCCAAAUUACGAGCCAUGUUUUAAUUCGUAAAAGUAAUUAAGGUUGGAUUUUUACAGUAUUCACCAACUACUGCUAAUGACUGGGAUGUCUGUGAAAGAUUUGAACGACCCUGGAAUGGCCUUUAUCUCAUCCUUACGGGCCCAUUAUCGUCUCUUUUGACGCUGUUGCUAUGAAAACGUCUUCAAGCUGUAACUUAACAAAACGACACGUAAUGUGACAGGCACGGUUGCCAAAAUUUUCAACGACUGUUACGUUUCAAGAGAGGUCUGACAAAGCUUCGACAUCAAUUAAACAAGAGAUCUGAAGAGAUCUGGAUUGUUCUCUAAAAUAGCUUCUCCCUUUGUUAACUUGAAAAGUUUCAAAUGCUCCCCUCGACUCGAUUUAGAAAGCGAUUCACCUUCUGUGACUGGAGAGAGGGCUGUGAUUGGCUUUCAUGGUAUAUAGUGGAUAUGGGUAUGAUGUCAUGGUCCUAAAGGAAAAGCAGUAGAAAAUAAGACCCAGUUCAUGAUCGACGUUUGAACCAAUUAAGUCGGACAUGUCUAAUUUGGGUCGACCCAUGAAUUAAGUUCGAGUGGCCCUCAUGCGAAUUUCACUGUGGAGCGACUUUGUUUCAAACUUCUCAUGUGCCGAGCCUAAUACAUAAAUAACUCAAAUUUAUUUUCUCUUGUAAGCAUUUUAGACAAUUGAACAUCAUGAUAAUAUAGUUAUUAAGUUUAUGAGAAGAUCGACGUUUGAACUGGGCCUAACUGGCUUUUUGGUAGAUUAAUAUAGUUUCUUUAAAUGUUUAGAGUUAUAAACUAUCCUCAAAAUAAUGGCCACGCUUUGUUUGUUUGUUAGUUUGUAACCUUUUUCUUUCGUCUCUUGUAGAUUUUAGAUACCACGCAUUUAUAAUAUUCAACAGUGGAGACCAACGUUGGAUGACGACCAAGCUUCUGCCUCUAUUGGAAGAAAAGCACCAUUUCAGUUGUUGUAUACACUAUAGAGACUUUGCCGUAGGGAAGCCUUUUCGGGACAGCAUGGCAGAAAGUGUUUACAAUAGCCACAAAGUCAUAGCAUUAUUUUCCAGUAAUUUUGUGAAAAGCAAUUAUUGUAAGUACGAGCUUGACCUCGCCAUAGGACGGCUUUUAUCGCAUCGCGAUCGUUGCCUGGCUGUCAUCAGGAUUGAUAAAGUUGAUAGUAAUAUGCUGCCUAAAGAACUCAAGGACAAAAGCUUUAUAGACUACAGCAAUGCCACCGAAAGGCGCAUUUGGAAACGAAAACUCCUAGAAUUUCUUCGUAAGCCUGGUGAUGAGGAAUGCCAUGACACUGACGUUAAUCAGAACUGUAAAAUUAACAGCACAAAUGACGACAACAGAGAAAGGCUAGAGAGUGCCAGCAGCAUGGAAUCUGAUGCGCACGAAGAACAUCCCAAUGAUGACAUGGAAGAAAUCAGUGACUUAAGCAGCACAAAUGGUAACAGAGAAAGAAUUGGAUUUGUGAGGUUGGAGAGUACUAUCAGCAAUGAUACCGUUAUAUCUAUGUUGUAA